Klebsormidium nitens is the source of this 4180-nucleotide messenger RNA. The record is from the annotation of a GenBank genome assembly. Lineage: Eukaryota; Viridiplantae; Streptophyta; Klebsormidiophyceae; Klebsormidiales; Klebsormidiaceae.
GCCUGCUCUUGUGCAUUCGAGCACGACGAGCAGAAAGCGCGCUGAGGUCAGAAAGAAAAUUUAGGCCCUUAGGCUUGGUAGGUGCCUUCUCCACUUUCAAUUCACAGCCUGAGGAGGCCCCCAGACGCAGAAGCAUGGAGGUCGAUCGAGCUGGAGACGACAAUGAGUUGGAGGGAAGGAGCCGCAGGAAGAGAGAGAGGGAACGCCACGUCUCAGGCCGAGGUGGCGGAGAAAGUGUGAGCGAGGCAAGGAACGGGGUAAGGGGCAGGGAGGAGGGAGGUGGGGGCAUGGCCGCGGACUUGUUGGACGGGUUACCGCGUAGGAAGCAUGACCCUGAUGCACGUAGCGAUGGGGCCCGCUCAGAGAAGCAAAACCGGGCGUAUGCUGAUCCUGAUGCAGUGCCUGCUUCUCCGCCAGAUCACAAGAGGAGGAAAGAGCACGGAAGGGAACGACACCACCGUGCAAAGGAAGGGGAGGGAGAGGAGCAGAGUACAGAGCGGCGAAAGGAUCAUGACCGCGUCAGAAAGGAGAGCAGACGAGAGGAAGGUCGGGAAGAUGAUGGCAGGAAGAGGGAGGGCGAUGGGAGAGAGGGCGAUCGGGGCCAGAACAAAGAGCGAUCAAGGAGGCCGUCACCGGAGGAGCCCGAGGGGAAGAGGCUGAAGGUGGAUGAGAAAGAGCUGGACAGGGGCCGAGGAAAGGAGAAGGAGACGGAACGAUACAGAGAGAAGGACAGGGACCGGGAUCGAGAUCGAGGGAGGGACAGGAAUCAGGACCGAGAGAAAGAGAGAGGCAGGGAGAGGGACGUGAAGCGCGAGCGGGAAGAGGAUCGUGGGCGCGAAAGGCGCCGCGACGAUGAGCGAGGGCGCGGCCGGGACAGGGAAGACGAGCGACGGCGCCGAACUCCGGACGCGCGCGAGAAAGACCGGGGCAGGGACAGGGACCGGGGCAGGGAUGAGAGGCCGCACGAGAGCAGAAAGCGGGACGGCGAUCGGGAUGAGGGCGAUGAUGAGGCAGAGCGAAAGCGGCGGCGGCAGGAGAAGAUCAAGGAGCGGCUCGCGGAGCUGAAGGCGGGCAAGGAAGGGGGUAGGGAGGCAGAAGAGGACGAGGAGCGGCAGCGGCUAGAGGACGAGGCAGAGAAGCGCCGCAAGAGGGUGGAGCAAUGGCAGGCCCGCCGGCGUGAGCAGGGCGGGGCGGAUGACCCAGCAGAGGCGGAAGCUGGCGAGGGGGCAGGCAAGGACAAGAAGGCGCCGCAGUGGACGCUAGACGGGGACUCGGACGAUGAGCUGCACGGCAUGGCAGACGAUGACGAGGACACCGCCAAGCAGCAAGGCACAUCUGACGCUGCUGCUGCUGAGGAGGUUGACCCGCUGGACGCAUUCAUGGCGGCGGAGGUGCUGCCCGAGGUGCAGAAGCUGGAGCAGCGCGAGGCGGAGGGGGCAGCCAAGCAGGAGGAGGAGGGGGCCGACGUUAAGAUGGAGCCCGAGUUAGACGAGAAGCCAGACUUUUUGCCCCCGUUGCAGCCAGUCAAGAAAGAAGAAGAGCAAGACUUCUUGCCCCCCUUGCGGCCAGUCAAGAAAGAAGAGGAGGAGGAGGCCGACGAGAAGCCACUGGUCGGCCCGAAAGCGGCGGUGCGGGGGGGCUUGCUGCCAAAGAAGGCGGGUGGCAUCGCAUUUGGGAUGCUGCGCGCUCAGGGGCCGGUGGGCAGGUUUGCAGCCAAUGGCGUUGGGGGCGGGAAGGCCAAGAAGGCGGCCCCGCAGCUGGGGCGCAUCUUGCCGGGCGAGGGCAGCGAGGACGAGGGGGGGUCGGGCGCGUCGGAUGAGGAGGCGGGGGGGUCAGACGACGAGGACGACAUGCUGAAGACGCUGAAGCGCGCGAGCAAGGUGGAGAAGAUGGGGGUGGUGGACCACAGCAAGAUCGACUACCCGCCCUUCCGCAAGGACUUUUACAUCGAGGUGAAGGAGCUGGCGCGCAUGACGGCGGCCGAGGUGGCGGAGUACCGCCACGAGCUGGGGGACAUCAAGAUGCGCGGGAAAGACGUGCCCAAGCCGCUCAAGGCGUGGACGCAGGCGGGCCUGUCCGCCAAGGUGCUGGACUGCAUCCGCAAGGCGGGGUGGGAGCGGCCGAUGCCCAUCCAAUCGCAGGCGCUGCCCGUCAUCAUGAGCGGCCGCGACUUCAUCGGCAUCGCCAAGACGGGCUCCGGCAAGACGCUCGCGUUCGUGCUGCCCAUGCUGCGCCACAUCCUGGACCAGCCCCCGCUCGCGCCCGGCGACGGGCCGAUCGCCAUGAUCAUGGCGCCCACGCGCGAGCUGGUGCAGCAGAUUCACGCGGACGUCCGCCGCUUCACGCGCUCCCUCGGGCUGACCGCGGUGGCGGUGUACGGGGGGUCCGGGGUGGCAGACCAGAUCGGCUCGCUCAAGCGCGGGGCGGAGAUCGUGGUGUGCACGCCGGGGCGCAUGAUCGACAUCCUGUGCACGGGCAAGGUGACGAACCUGCGGCGCGUGACGUACUUCGUGAUGGACGAGGCGGACCGCAUGUUCGACAUGGGCUUCGAGCCGCAGAUCACGCGCAUCAUCGGCAACACGCGCCCCGACCGCCAGACGGUGCUCUUCAGCGCCACGUUCCCGCGCAGCGUGGAGACGCUGGCGCGCAAGGUGCUGAGCGGGCGCGCGGUGGAGGUGCAGAUCGGCGGGCGCAGCGUGGUGAACAAGGACAUUGCGCAGAGCGUGGAGCUGCGGCCGGAGGAGCAGCGCUUCCCGCGCCUGCUGGAGCUGCUGGGCGAGUGGUAUGAGCGCGGGAAGAUCCUGGUGUUCGUGCACAGCCAGGAGAAGGCGGACGCGACCUUCCGCGAGCUGCUCAAGGCGGGCUACCCGUGCCUGAGCCUGCACGGCGGCAAAGACCAGGAGGACCGCGAGUCGACGCUCGCCGACUUCAAGGCCGACGUGUGCAGCCUGCUGGUGGCCACCAGCGUGGCCGCGCGCGGGCUGGACGUCAAGGACCUGCAGCUGGUGGUCAACAUGGACGUGCCCAACCACUACGAAGACUACGUGCACCGCGUCGGGCGCACGGGCCGCGCUGGGAACAAGGGCACCGCCAUCACGUUCAUCAGCGAGGACGAGGAGCGGUACGCGCCGGACCUGGUCAAGGCGCUGCAGCUGAGCGAGGCGGCGGUGCCCGCGGACCUCAAGGCGCUCGCGGACGGCUUCCUGGCCAAGGUGAAGGCGGGGACGGAGCAGACGCACGGGAGCGGCUUCGGCGGGUCGGGCUUCAAGUUCGACGCGGAGGAGGAGGAGGCGCGCAAGAGCGUGCGCAAGGAGCAGGCGCGCGAGUACGGCUUCGAGGAGGAGAAGAGCGACAGCGACGGGGAGGAUGACGACGGCGGCGUGAUUCGUAAGAGCGGCACGCUCGACGACGCCGCACAGCGCGCGCGGCAGCUCGCAGAGAGCGCCAAGGCCGCUGAGGGGGCGCCCGUGGCCGGGCCGUCGGCGGAGGCGCUGGCGGCCGCGGCUAGCAACCCCGCACUGGCGAUGGCGAUCGCAACGGCGCAGGCCAAGGCGGCGCAAAUUGCAGCGCAGCACGGGCUGCCGGUGGGGCAGCAGCCGGCGCAGACGCUGCAGCAGCUGACGGCGAACCUGAUGGCCAGCGCAACGGACGAUGCAAGCCGCGCGGCGGCGGCACAGGCGGCUAUCAAUCUGCAGGAGACGCUGGCCAAAAUCCAGGCGCAGGUCGGGGGUGCGGACACGUAUGAGGCGGAGGUGGAGAUUAACGAGUUCCCGCAGCACGCGCGCUGGAAGGCGACCCACAAGGAGAACCUGGGCCAGAUCAGCGACUUCACGGGGGUCGCCAUUACGACGCGCGGGCAGUACUUCCCCCCUGGGAAGCAGCCGGGGCCGACGGAUCGGAAGCUGUACUUGUUCAUCGAGGGGCCUACGGAAAGCUCCGUCAAGAAGGCUCGGCAAGAGAUCAGAAAAUUGCUCGAGGCAGCGGUGGCGGGCCAGUCCGCCCAGCCCAUUCAGCCUGGCAAGUACUUCUUGUGAGGACGUCCGUACGGUUUAAGGUAAAGUCUGCCCAGAAAGACAAUGUGUUGCGGAAUACUAUAGGGCAUGUGGUGACGUUGUUGUAUGGAUUCCGAAAAGCAGAUGCUUCUCGUUGGAGAUAUUAACUGGGUAAGGCCCGUGGGUGU